Molecule: messenger RNA, 7694 nt
Organism: Penicilliopsis zonata CBS 506.65
Lineage: Eukaryota; Fungi; Ascomycota; Eurotiomycetes; Eurotiales; Aspergillaceae
Exons: 2
Coding region: 126-7694 (2522 amino acids)
Biological process (GO): secondary metabolite biosynthetic process; fatty acid biosynthetic process
Molecular function (GO): phosphopantetheine binding; fatty acid synthase activity
Source: RefSeq, a predicted model, not a curated record
GAUAUGUAAGUGCAAUCACUGAAUAUCCACUGUUGCAUCGAUUGUAUAUUUUGCAAGCAUCCAAUACUCACAUUAACCCGAGUCUGAUCUUACUCAGUUUCUCCCCAGAUUCAACAUCCUACAACAUGGUCGAGCCAAUUGCUGUGAUCGGGUAUGGUUUCCGCCUGCCCGGGGGUGCAGACACACCCUCGAAGCUGUGGUCUUUGCUGCGCGAGCCCAGCGAUCUGAGCAGCAAACCGCCUGCGUCCAGAUUCGACGUGGACCUCUUCUACCACCCCGUGGGCACGCAUCACGGCACCACCAACGCGCCCAAGUCGUACUUCCUGGCCGAGGAGGCCGACGACAGUGCCAGCCCCGUCGCCCGGUUUGACGCCGGGUUCUUCAACAUCCAGGCCGCCGAGGCCGACGCGAUGGACCCCCAGCAGCGGCUGCUGAUGGAGGCCGUCUACGACGGGCUGUGCGCCGCCGGACAGCCCAUGGAGAGGCUUCGCGGCUCCGACACGGCCGUGUAUGUCGGGCUCAUGUCGGACGACUGGAGCACGAUGUUGACGCGCGACUGGGAGACCCUGCCGCGCUACACGGCGACGGGGCUGGAGCGUGGGAUCGUCGCCAACCGGCUGUCGUACUUCUUCGGCUGGCACGGCGCCAGGAUGACCAUCGACACGGCCUGCUCGAGCAGUCUGGUAGCGUUGGAUCUGGCCGUGCAGGCGUUACGCAGCGGCAAGUCGACCGUCGCGGUUGCGGCGGGCACCAACCUCAUCCUCAGCCCGGCCAUGUACAUCUCGGAGAGCAACCUGGGCAUGCUUUCGCCCAACGGCCGCUGUGCCAUGUGGGAUGAGGCGGCCGACGGAUACGCGCGCGGCGAAGGGGUUGCGGCCGUGGUGGUCAAGACGCUGUCGCAGGCGCUGGCCGACAAUGACCCUAUCCAAUGCAUCAUCCGCGAGACCGCCGUCAACCAGGACGGGCGCACCGCGGGCCUGACGGUGCCCAGCAACGGUGCCCAGGCGGCGCUGAUCCGGGCCUGCUAUGCGCGCGCCGGCCUGGAUCCUAUCCGCAACGUCAACGACCGGCCGCAGUUCUUCCACGCUCACGGCACCGGCACCCAGGCGGGCGAUCCCCAGGAGGCCGAAGCCAUCUCCACGGCGCUGUUCCCGGCCGGCGUGGUCUCGACGGAGAGGCUGGCGGUGGGAUCCAUCAAGACGGUGAUCGGACACACAGAGGGCACGGCCGGUCUGGCGAGUCUCAUCGGCACGGCGCUGGCGUUGAAGAACCAGACGAUGCCGCCGAACCUGCAUUUCAAGACUCUCAGCGCCAAAGUCGCGCCCUUCUUCGAGAAUCUCGAGAUUUUGACGGCGCAGAAGCCCUGGCGGGUGGCCGACGGCCAGGUCCGCCGGGCGAGUGUCAACAGCUUUGGCUUUGGAGGCACCAACUCCCACUGUAUCCUGGAGGAGUAUAUCGGCGCCGAGGAGGCAGUGGCCGGGGAUGCACUGCUCUACACUCCCCUGGUGUUUUCUGCAGCGGCAGAGAAGCCGUUGAGGGCGAUGCUGGCCCAACACGUCGACUUCCUGAAGCACAAUCGCGGCGUGUCUCUGGCGGACAUCGCAUACACCUUACAGGAUCGACGGUCUGUUCUACCCUAUCGCCAGGCUGUGGCCGCAGGGACGGUCGACGAGGCAAUCCACGCCUUGGAAGAGCUGCUUGCAGAUGCAGAGACUUUGCUGAGUACCCGCUUCACCUCGCCGGCGACUCCCAGGAUCCUCGGCAUCUUCACUGGCCAAGGCGCCCAAUGGCCUCGGAUGGGGGCUCGACUGCUCGAAACCUCCGCCUUUGCCGCCGCACGCAUGGCACAGCUGGACGAGAGUCUCCAGCGCCUGACGGAUGAAGGAGAUCGUCCUGCGUGGACUCUGACGGAGCAGCUGCUGGCUGGUGCCGAGCAGUCUCGCAUCGGCGAGGCCGCCAUCUCCCAGCCGCUGUGCACCGCCGUGCAGAUCUUGCUGGUGGACAUCCUGCGCGCAUCCGGCAUCAGCUUUGCGGCCGUCGUGGGCCAUUCCUCUGGCGAGAUCGGCGCUGCCUACGCCGCCGGGCUGCUGUCGGCCAGCGAUGCCAUCCGCAUUGCCUAUUACCGCGGGGUGCAUGCCCAACGCGCCGCCAGCCCUAGCCCUCACUCCCCCCGUGGAGGCAUGAUCGCGGUGGGAGCAGACCGGCAGACAGCAGCAGCACUGUGUGCGAGUCUGCAGUUCGACGGGCGUCUCCAGAUCGCCGCGGUCAACUCUGCCUCCAGCAUCACGCUGAGUGGCGAUCUGGACGCCGUCGACGAGGCCGAAGCCCUGCUCAAGACACAGGGCAUGUUUGCCCGCAAGCUCAAGGUAGACACGGCGUAUCACAGCGCCCACAUGGCUGCUGCUGCCGGGCAUUAUCUGGCGUCUUUGAACCGCAGCGGCAUCCAGCCCUUGACGCCGGCAAGCUCGUCCACCGUCUGGUAUUCCAGCGUCUUCGAGGGACAGCACAUGCAGGCCACCUCCCUGACGAACCAAUACUGGGUGGAAAACAUGUGCCAGCCUGUUCUGUUCGCGGGGGCGCUGGAAGCCGCCCUCAAAGGCACAGGAGGAGGAGCCUUGGAUCUGUCUAUCGAGGUUGGUCCGCACCCGGCACUCAAGGGGCCUGCCACCGCGACGAUUGCCACCGGGCCCUAUUGCGGUCUGUUGGCGAGAGGCCAGGAUGACGCCCGUCAACUCAGCGCGGCCCUGGGCACCAUCUGGACGCAUCUGGGGUCGACGACGGUCCAGCUCGGUGCGGUCGAGAGGCUUCUCUCCCGCCGAGACCAGCAGCCGGUGGUUGUCGACAAUCUCCCGUCGUAUCCGUUUGACCAUUCCCAGGCGCAUUGGACAAACAGCCGAGUGGCCAACCACUUCAAGCAUCGCCAACAGGCCCAUAAACCCAAUGCGCUGCUGGGCACGCCGGUCACCGAUGCCUUGACCCCCGGCGAGGUGCAAUGGCGCAACUUCUUGCAGGCGCGGGACCUGCCCUGGAUCACCGGCCAUCAGCUGCAAGGACAGACGGUGUUUCCCGCCAUGGGAUACGUGAGCAUGGCGAUUGAGGCGAUUGUGCGACUGGCCCAGGAAGAGAACGAGACGCUGCGAGAGAUCAGCGUGCGCGAGGUGAAGAUCCCGCGUGCCAUCACGCUCGACGACGACGACUCCAGCGUCGAGAUCGUCUUCAGCCUGUCGGGCAUCCAGCGGUCGUCCAGCCAGAUCGCCAGCCACUGGGCGUGUUACUCGCUGACGGCUGCGAACCACCUGGUGCUGAAUGCUCAUGGCGAUGUACUCGGACAGGUGGGAGUUCCAGUCGCCGACGCCCUGGCCUCGACAGCAGCCCAGGACGGCUACCAGCUGGUCUCGAUCGACGAGGAUCGCUUCUACGACCGGCUGGCCCGCGUCGGGUACGGCUACAGCGGCCAUUUCCGCGGGCUGAGCCAGAUCCGUCGAUUCCCAGGAUACAGCACCGGCAUCCUGACCGACCAGGCCGGCGCCGGCUGGGAAGAUGACCUCGUUGUUCACCCGGGGACUCUGGAUUCCGCGCUGCAGAGCAUCUUCGCCGCAUGGUCCUUUCCAGGCGACACCCAGCUGUGGUCGCUGCAUGUUCCUGUGUCUUUUGCGGCCAUCACCAUCAACCCGUACUACACGGGGCCAGGGAGACGGCCGGGGCAGCUACGAUUCGAAGCGUCCAUCAGCAAAAAGCCCGCGGAGAUUGUGGGAGAGCUGACGCUUUCGGAUGUGUGUGCAACGACAACCGUGGUGCACAUUGAAGGCGCCACUCUGGUGCCCUUCUCGCCUGCCACUGCCCGCGACGACGUGCCCAUGUUCUCUCGGUUCCAGUAUGGCGUCGACACCCCGGAUUGUCUUGUUGCUGCCGGCGGGGAGACGCUCUCCGACGGCGAGGUCCAGAUGUACGAGGACGUGGAUCGCAUCUCCUACUGGUAUGUGCGCCAGGCUGCCCUCGCCAUUGCUCCCGGCGAACGCAGCAGCCUCCUGCCCCAUUACCGGCGGUAUCUGGGAUGGUGCGAUCGCAUGGUCGACAUGGUCACUCGGGGCGCGCAUCCCAAGGUCUCGCCGGCGCGCAACGGGGACACUGGCGAGCAGAUUGCCGAGCUUCUUACGCGGUAUGCGCACCGCAAGGACUUUCGCUUUGUGCAAGUCGUCGGCGAGCAUUUGGUCCCCGUCUUGCGGGCAGGCACCUCCAUGCUCGAGUAUAUGAACGAGGAUGGGCUGCUGCGAGCCUUCUAUGCCGAAGACGCCAUCUGUUCGGGGCCAACAGGCCGCUGGCUGUCGCGGGUGGUGGCCCAGAUCUCGCACCGCUAUCCUGGGCUUCAUAUCCUGGAAGUCGGGGCCGGCACGGGGGCCACCACCUCGGCGGUGCUGGACGCCGUUCAGGACAGCUACGAGUCGUAUACCUUUACCGACAUCUCCAGUGGCUUCUUCGUCGCGGCAGAGGACCGUUUCGCCGCGCAGGGGGCUCGCAUGCGCUUCCAGAUCUUCGACAUGGAACAGGAUCCCUCGACACAGGGCUUCGACGAGGGAACAUACGACGUCGUCGUCGCCGUCAACGUCCUGCACGUUUCGGCGGACAUCCAGGCCACCCUGGGCAAUGUGCGCCGUCUGCUCCGUCCUGGAGGGUUCCUGGUCGCCGCCGAGCUGACUUCCACGGACCUGCUGUUCAGCGGCAUGACGGUAGGCACGUUGCCAGGCUGGUGGAUUGGCGCGGACACCGGGCGGCCCUGGGGGCCUCUAUUCACAUUGAGUCAAUGGGAUGGAGCCCUGCAGGCGGCUGGGUUCGGAGGCAUCGAUACCGUCACGCCUGAUAUCAGUGCCUCCCUGCCCAUGGCGGUGUUUGUUGCCCAGGCCGUCGACGACCGGGUGGCACUGCUGCGCAAUCCCCUCGGCGUGGCCACGCAUCCUGAAGGCAUCGAUACCAACGCCCUCGCCAUCGUCGGCGGCACCACCUGGCCGGUGCACAAGCUGGGCCGUGGUAUAGCAUCAGUCUUGGGUCCGCGAUUCCGCCGCAUCCGGUUUUUUUCCACGCUCCACGACAUGGCCACGGAGGAGGCUUCCUCCUCGAGACCACUGACUGUUCUCGUGCUCACCGAUCUGGAUCACCCAUACCUCGACGAGGUGAGCAAAGAGAAGCUCUCAGCCCUGCAGACCUGCACCAGCACCGCAGGCACCCUCCUCUGGGUCACCUCUGGGGCCCGCGACGACACGCCGGCGAGCUACAUGAUGCUGGGCAUCUUCCGCACCAUCCAGAACGAACAGCCCGACCUGAGCAGCCAGCUGUUCGACCUCGAGACGGGCAUCCAGUCGGGCACUGCCACCAUGCUCGCCGAAGCCCUGUUGCGCCACACCGGCAAGCUGUCCAUCUCACGGUUACGCGUUGACCAGACCAAGAACAAGCGCUAUAAUGCUCUGCGCCGCUCGGUCACAACCACCGUCUCCCCAUCCACUCAGGUCUUGGAGCUGGUGGCCAGGGAAGACGGCAACGGGGCGCUGCAGGUUCCCUCUCCCCUGCGAUGGAUGCCGCAAUUCGAUGAGGCCGUGUGUUCCAUGCGAAUCACUCACUCGUUGCUGCAGAGCGUGGCUGCUCUUACUGGGGACUUCUUCCGGCCGGUCAUUGGCAAGGAUAUCGAGACUCAACGGACGAUGCUGGCGCUGGCUGGAUCGAGCGACUCGGUCGUUUCUGUACCACUGUCUCGUUCUGUAUCCAUCCGUGAGGGUGACGAAGCAUUGCCUGCCCUCCUGGUGUCCUUUGCGGCGCAGCUCAUGGCCCAGCGGAUGCUAUCUGUCGCCUGUCAGGGGUCUACCGUCCUGAUAUACGCGGCCGAGCCUGCGGUUCAGACAGCGCUGACGGCUCAAGCCGAGGCGAAGAAGGUGGCGAUUGUCUGGAUCAAUACCGACGUCACACAGUCAACUAUCAAACCCCUGCUUGCUCGAACCCCUGGCAUUGCGGUGCUCUUCUCGCGGGGAGACGCAUCAGUCCGUCAGACAAUCCUCAACUCUCUGCCUCCCUCCUGCGUCAUCCUGAGCGAGGAGGCCCUUCUCAGCCAUACUGUUAAUAACGGCGACCCCGACUGUUCCGCCAGCGUUGCCCAGCAGUUCCAGAUGGCCUAUACUGCUUCGGUUUCCAUUGCGACAGCUCCGUCUCCCCCGCUCAUCGCCUUGAACGAGGUUCAGCACCACCACAUCCUCACCUCCCCCCUCAGCGUGAUCGACUGGACUAUCCCAACGGUGACGGCAAGCAUCCAACCCAUCACCUCCGGCCGACUGUUCCGUCCAGAUCGGACAUACCUCUUCGUCGGCAUGGCUGGCGAACUGGGCCAGUCCCUCGCACGCUGGCUGAUCACCCACGGGGCGCGGUAUGUCGUGCUGACCAGCCGCAACCCGAAGGUGUCGGAUGCCUUUAUCGCCGACAUGGCCAGUCAACACGGCGCCGUUGUUCGCGUCGUCUCCCUCGACAUCACACGCCAGCAAUCCCUGCUCUCCGUGCACGCCGCGCUGGCUGCCACCCUGCCGCCCAUCGCCGGGGUCGUCAAUGGCGCCAUGGUUCUCCAGGACGAGCUGUUCGCCCGCAUGUCCCACGAGCAGCUCACCAAGGUGCUCGCCCCGAAGGUCCGCGGCACCAAGCUCCUGGACGAGCUCUUCCGCUCGCCGGACAUGGACUUCUUCGUCGUGGCCGCCAGUAUCGCGGCGGUCAUCGGUUGGACGGGGCAGAGCAACUACUCCGCGGCCAACGAGUACAUGAUUGCCCUGAUGCACCAGCGCCAAAGGAACCACCGGCUGCCCGGGUCCGCAAUGAGUAUUCCGGCGGUGCUGGGGGUUGGGUAUGCCGCGCAUUCAGACACGUUUGAUUUCGACUACUUUGCAUCCCUAGGGUACAUCAACAUCAGUGAGGAGGAUCUGCAUGUCCUGUUUGCCGAGGCGAUUCUAUCCGGAAGACCCGACACUUCAAUGGAAGUCACUGCGGCGUCUGCCCAGGUGGUCAUGGGCGUCAACAUGCGCACGCAAGCGGACGAGGAGCUCUUGCCGGAGGGCCGGAGACGCGAUAUCAAAUUCAGCCAUCUCGUCCGUCGCGACGACGGCGCUGUUGCGCCUGGCGAAGGCGGCGAGGGCGCUGCGUCUGCAGAGCCCAUCCGGGUGCGACUGCAGCGCGUGGCUUCCCCCGACGAGGCGAUGGUGGUCGUUCAGGAAGCGUUUGUCGCCUAUCUCAAACGGCUGCUCCGCAUUCCGUCGGCGGAGACGGUCGACGAGCUCGUUCCCCUCGUAGACCGCGGCGUCGAUUCUCUGGUGGCCGUGGACCUCCGCGCGUGGUUCACCAAGGAGCUGCAGGCCGAUAUCCCGACGCUCAAGAUCUUGAACGGUGGCUCCGUGAGGGAUCUGGUCCGGGAGGCGGUCGAGCAGGAGGCAAGGGCCAGGAAGGUCAAGGAGGAGGAGAAGGAGAGCACCGUCGACGGCGCAGAAACACGGCUGAGUACCUCUGUGCCCUCACUCACGGCCAACAACAGCAGUUCAGGCUCUCCGCUACUCUCGCCCGCUGCGUCAGAUCUUGAAUCCUUGGCCACGAUGCCCCCCGUGCAGGACUACUUUGCCGGGAAGGGAGAGGGUUCGAUCAGUGUCAUAGUCGAGGAGAAGGUUAUGGAGGUUUAA